Molecule: messenger RNA, 2583 nt
Organism: Trematomus bernacchii (emerald rockcod)
Lineage: Eukaryota; Metazoa; Chordata; Actinopteri; Perciformes; Nototheniidae
Gene: miga1
Product: mitoguardin 1
Exons: 16
Coding region: 155-1933 (592 amino acids)
Biological process (GO): mitochondrial fusion
Source: RefSeq, a predicted model, not a curated record
CUUUUAUUUUGAAAGUCCCGCUGGAGACCUUCACUCGGCAGCAGCUGAGGUCAGCCGGAGCAGUGUGUGCGGAGGAAAACUCUAGAUGUUCAGCUGCAGCAGAAUGGCGAUGAGGAUAAGAGGGUUGCUGCCCAGUCAUGGAUAGAUCGUUACAAUGACACAUGAGACCCUCACUAGCUCCCAGCUGUCUUUCAAGGCGGCUGCCCUGCGCAUGGUGGACCUGCCGCUGUCCGUGUGCAGCUCCCUGACUCAGCUGGAUGUCAGCUCAGGCACCAAGAAGCUGGUGGCCGCCGCUGCCUUCGGCGCCGUCUCGCUCCUCUUCCUCGCUCGCCGCUUCCAGAGGAGGAAGGGCCGGAAGAAGACUCUCUCUCCUCAGUGGGAGCAGGACGGCUUCGAGUUGAUCUCUUCGGCCGCAGGAGGGAACGAUAACACCAGUCGGAACAUCACUCUCUCCCUCAACUCAAAGAAAGGCCUCUCCUCCGGUCUGCUUCUCAACUCAGGAGACUACAGGAAACUGUCCGGCUCUCUGCUGAGCCUGGCCUCGGUGAAAAGCAUGAACUCAUCGAGCAGCAGCACCUGCGCAAAUGAGUCCAUCUGCUGGGACCGAGCGCUGGAGGCGGACAUCUGCAGUGUGGUCAACUUACCUGUGACCACACCUGAAAACCUCUACCUCAUGGGUAUGGAUCUAUUCGAGGAGGCGUUGAGGCGGUGGGAGGAGGCGUUGACGUUCAGGAACAGACAGGAGGAAGACGAUGGUGCCAGCUGUGAAUCCGUCAAAACAGGAGCUGAAGAAGCUGUCGCUGAGCAGGGCACGGAGGAGGGGAUGAGUGCAGAGUUCCUCCUCCGGCUGAAGUCUCUGCUGCAGAGAGCCUACAGCCUGCAGGAGGAGUUUGAGGGGGUGCUGUGUCUGUCGGAGCCCUCGUCCCUCUGCCAGGAUAAAAUAAUGUUGGACGUUUUGUCCAGAGAGGAGCUGGACGACGUGUGUCUGAGGGACAGCAUGAGCAUCGCCUCCAACGACUCCUUUGUGUCGGCUGCUGAGCUGGCGGAGCACCGAGAGCUGCGCAGCGUCCUCGCUCUGGUGCCUCACCUUUUCUACGAGGAGGCGCUGCAGAUGGCCGAGGACGGAAAGAUCUCCUGUAGAGUGCUGCGGACUGAGAUGCUCGGGUGUCACGGAGACAUCGACUUCCUCGCCAAGUUGCACUGUGUGCGGCAGGCCUGUCAGCUCAUCCUGUGUGACAGAACCACCCGGAUGUUUCUGGCCGACACGGGAAAGAAAAUUCUGUCUUCAAUUAUUGUUAAAGCACAGAAGAGCCCAAAGAGGUUUGAGGAAGUGUUCGAGGAGAUGAUUUCCUUCGUGGAGCACACGGAGCACUGGGAGAACACGGAGGUGGAGCUCGCCACUCGAGGGGUGAAGCACUUGAACUUCUACGACAUCGUGCUGGACUUCAUCCUGAUGGACUCCUUCGAGGAUCUGGAGAAUCCUCCCGUCUCCAUCCAGAACGUGAUCAACAACCGCUGGCUCAACAGCUCCUUCAAGGAGACGGCGGUGGCAUCCAGCUGCUGGUCAGUGAUGAAGCAGAAGAGACAGCACAUGAAGGUUUCCGACGGCUUCAUCGCUCACUUCUACGCUGUGUGUGAGCAGAUCAGCCCGGUGCUGGCCUGGGGCAUCCUGGGGCCGAAGAGCUCGCUGCACGACUUCUGCUGCUUCUUCAAGGACCAGGUGCAGUACUUCCUGAAGGACAUCUUCGACCUGGACAAGGUGCGGUACUCCUCUGUGGAGACCCUGGCGGAGGACAUGCUGCACCUGCUGCACCGCCGCUCCGAGCUGCUGCUGGCCUACCUGGGAGCCGAGUCGCUGCGGCACGCCAACAUCUGCAACGCCGCCAAGGUGACGCUGCUGCCUAGCAACCUGAUGGAGGCCCGGGUGCAGUGAGAGGAGAACACACACCCAAAAAAUGCCAGAGCAUCCAAACACAGUACAGUUUACCGUCUGCAGAGUUUACAGGUCAUCUGUCGGACUUAUUUUCCACUUAUCUGUUGCACAAAACUUCUCAUUUAAGGAAUUCAAUGUAAACCAGUUUCACCGUGGUCAGACAUCACAUCUCCCAUCAUGCUUUGUGCUCUCAUUGCUCUGUAUGUGAGGAUAAGCUGUACCUUGCCUUCACACUUGAUCGUUUUUUCAAGUAUGGCCUCCUCUUCCCCGCUCCCUAUUCUGUGCCAUGUGCACACGUUUCAAAACCAUAGCAAUAAUACGUAAACAAGCUGUGAGACAUUUGAUCGUAAUUAUAUCGCAGUGUAUAUUCUGCUGUGUAAAUUUAGCAUAUUUAUUGCGGUUAGGAAGAAGGGUGUUUUUCAGUAUUUAUUUUACUAAGUAGUUAAAUGAUGCAGGAUUUAUUUUUUAAAGCUUGUAGUUGUGCCUGUGAGCAUUGCUUGAUUUGUGAUCUGCUUCAAAAAUAUAGUAUGAAUGUCAUGUAAUCUGAGAUUUAUUAGAUGUAUUUCAACAUCUUACUGCACAUCAACAAUGCAAACAGUUAAAUGUACUUUUUGUGACCAAGCAAAUCACUUAAAAAGGGAAAUGUUAAA